UCGGUCGCGGGGCAGAAGCAAGGGUCGCGCACGUGUCAGAGGAUGGGGCGAUGCAGCUGAGCGGCUACUUCCUCAUAUCGACGGUGGCGCUGACGGCGCUGGCCACCCUGACCCUGUGCCUGGCCAUCGUCAGCGACACCUGGGAACUGAUCGAGUUCGACAGGGACAGGGUCGAGCAGGUCACGCGUGCCCACAACGACACGCACACCCUGUUGUGGCUGUUCGGCGGUCUCGCCGCCAGGGUCACCGUCACGCGACCGGCGCCGCACGCCGCGGUGCCCGUGCACCGGCACGUCAUGGAGGUCACCAGGCUGCGGCGCCGUCGGGAGGUGACCUCGACCGACGCGGUCACCGACGCGCCGCCUGCCUCCGUGUCCAACGUCUUCCUCUUGCCCAUGCGCGGAGGACUCUGGACCUUGUGCGUCAACCUCGACGAGGACCAGCGACGAAAUCUGCAGUCUUUGGGCUUCACAGAGGCCAACUGCAUUCACUACAUGUCUGCUGAUGUAGUCAGAGUUGAAGAUGGACGUGCAGACUGGCAGCACAGAAUGCAGAAUUUGUCGAUAUCAUGCGCCCUUGUGUGCCUCAUCAUUCUCGGUUCGUCAGCGCUUGUUGGACUUUUAGGCGUGGUCAAGCAUCAAAUCAGCGCGGUUUUAAUAACUGGAGUCAUGUACCUGUUAGCAGCGACUUUCGCCAUGUUUUCGCUGGUGAUAAUGCACUUCAAGCGUCAGAGCAAGAAGGGUUGCGGCCUUCCCGAGGUGGUGCGUUACGUGGCGCCCGAGUACUACACGGCGCGCGUCUUCUCCAACGGCUGGAGCCUCGAGGUCGGCUGGCUCGGCGUCGUCCUGUGCGUCCUCACCAGCGGCCUCUGGUUCCUGCUCUCCAAGAUCAUGAGGUACAACCCGCUCGUGUCCCUCAUCAGCUCCUAGUGCCGGUCGACGCACCCAAAAAUUGCAUGAAAUUUGAGACCAAACCAACUGACUUUGUCUAACGAACAACAUUUUUCGGCGCACAAAAAAGUGGAAAUUUUUAAUUCUUUUUAAGAUAACAUAAAUUCAAUCUCAAUAAUUCACUCUCAAUAAUUAUGAAGUUCAAAAAAACAAAGUGAAAUUUUCAUGUAGUUUGAAACAAACACUUGCAAUUAUAUUAUAAAUGCAUAUGCCUUAAAUUUUAAGAAAAUAAGCAAAAUAUUUCUCGGCACAGCAGGGAAAUAAUUAAAGUCGUUGAGAUGUAAAUUAUGCUGGACCAAAUCUUCAUUAAGAGUAGGUAAAAUUCAAAAUGUGUGAGAAAUAUUUAAGCUGUAUCAGUUUUGGUGAAAAUCAACUUUUGCAUGUCGUCGGCCUAGUCGUUUUAAAAUGCUUAUUCUAGAGUUGCAAAUUUAGAUGGAAUUAAUGCAGCAAUUAUUAUAAAUAUAGUGUCAAUAAAUCGUCAAUUAGUGGAACAAAUUAACCCCUAAGCUUGUCAUUAAUUAUUUUAAGUAUUUAAUUUCUUUAUAGUAAGAUUAAUUCAAACAAUGCUUAUUUGAAAUUUUUAAUGUAUAAUAAUGUUGAAAUCUUAAAACUGGAUCUCAUUGUGGCUGUAAUUUUAGAUAUUACAAGUAUGCAUUCUUAAUGGGUUUUGCAAUUAUUAAUUAUGUUAAAUUUGGAACUUGCAUGGAAAAAUGAUGAUGGAAAGCGUUUGCUGUAAAAAUGCCUUUGACCUAAUCUUAAGGAACAUUUUUUUUAUAAUAAUUACUUUCAUGGCAGAUCUGAUAAAUAUAACGCUGCUGCAUAUGGGGUCUAUUCAGUGAAAAAAGUAAGCGAACUUGAUAUUUGGUUUUGAAGAAGGAAUAAAAUAAUGACCCCAAUUAAAAAAAGAAAAUGUUUUAUAUAGAGAAACUCAUGUUGUUCCCAGUUUUAUCUUAACGGAGUGGAAAAUAUCUUACAUUUUUUGUUAUCUUCUGUAUUUUUCAUUGUAUCUUUCCUAUUGAUAUGUUUCAAACAAUUACAAAAAUAAAUUGUCAGAGCUUUAAUUACAAAACUUGUAUUUAUCUCAUAUUAUUUUUCACUUUGAAAUAAUCAGGGAUCAGAUAAAACACUGUUGGUAGUUAA
Neocloeon triangulifer is the source of this 2090-nucleotide messenger RNA. RefSeq lists its product as uncharacterized. The transcript has 4 exons. The record is from RefSeq and is a predicted model, not a curated record. Bases 51 to 929 code for a protein of 292 amino acids. Lineage: Eukaryota; Metazoa; Arthropoda; Insecta; Ephemeroptera; Baetidae.